Messenger RNA from Knipowitschia caucasica, 471 nucleotides. NCBI's taxonomy places the organism in Eukaryota, Metazoa, Chordata, Actinopteri, Gobiiformes, Gobiidae. The record is from the annotation of a GenBank genome assembly.
AUGGAGAAAGAUAUUGCUGCUAAAGUACGGCAAUGCAUGAGCGUCCUGAGGCCGAACUACCGCCCCCGCAGCCCAACCAGAUCAGGGCUAGGGGAGCCGCGACAAGUGAUCCCACAAUGGCGGCAACUUUCUGCUUUAAUCGGCUUUGCCUGGAGCGACGGAUGGGAGAGCGGAGCAGAAACAGGAGAAGACCAAGAGAAGGUACGACGCAGCACAGCUUGCACACGCGCAGCACUGAACCAGCGGAAGAAAGAUUGGCUGCAUGUGAAUUCGCCUUUGCACGAUCAACAGAUAAAAGCAAACGACCCAGUAACCCAGCGGCUGGAGAAAAGCGAGAAGACCCCCACCGGCAUCGGCCUUGGCCGGAGCGGACAAAGUGAUGCGGCCAAUGGCAUAAAACCUAGCGUCAACAAGAUAAAAACAAGGAAAAGGGUCGGAGCCGCACGUUGCGUAGGGAGAAUAGUUUUCUAA